Molecule: messenger RNA, 801 nt
Organism: Phytophthora infestans T30-4
Lineage: Eukaryota; Oomycota; Peronosporomycetes; Peronosporales; Peronosporaceae
Exons: 4
Coding region: 1-801 (266 amino acids)
Biological process (GO): activation of GTPase activity
Molecular function (GO): GTPase activator activity
Source: RefSeq, a predicted model, not a curated record
AUGGACGCACAGCCUGGUGCUUCGGCGGAUGCACAGCUGCGGCAGCAGUACGACGCGCUUCUGGCCGGUGACUCCAUCACCGCCGACUACGAGCGCUGGCGGGAGCUCAAGCGGCUUGUGAUCGUACAUGGACUACCUCGGGACGAGGGCUUUGUUACCGACGUAGAGGGCUCCAAUGUCAGCCUUUGCUCGUUGCGAGGACGCGUGUGGAAGGCCUUCUUAGGGGUGGAAAACGACGUGGACAUGACGAAAUACGCGGCGCUUGUGGGUAGAGGAGCGUCGCAUUACGACGGGGACAUCCGUAAUGACACAUUUCGCACUUUUCGAGGAGAUUUGGAAUUUGCACAACGCGUGCCGGAAGAGAAACUGGUGCGACUGUUGAACGUUUUUAUCAACGAAUUGGGGUCGAACCCUGGGGAGGAGAAACAAGAUGACGGAGAAACUGCUCGAAAUGGCAACUUGCCGUCGAUCAGAUACGUGCAAGGAAUGAAUGUGCUCUGUGCACCACUGCUGUAUGUGUUGCCGGAAGCAGACGCAUACCACACGUUCUGUCAAUUGCUAGUGCGGCACUGUCCACACUACAUGGCUCCACAGCUGAAAGGCGUCGAGAAAGGUUGCGCUCUGGUUGAUAAAUGUCUGGAAACGCUGGAUCCGGAUUUGUAUCAACACUUGUCUUCACGAGGCAUCACGGCGCGGAUAUACGCUCUGCCACUCAUUCUGAGUUUGUUCGCUUGCGUUCCGCCACUCCAUGAGCUUCUUCGAGUCUGGGAUGUGUGGGCGUUCACUUUGUCGUGGUAUUAG